UACAGGCUGUGAUUACACUGAGAAUUUUCAACUGCUCAUUUUGCAAGAACACAAGAACCUUCAGUGUUGCUCAUUAGAGUUUUCCCAACUUGACUGCAAUGGAUCACUCAGGUACCAGCUUUGUCGAACAAGGAUCGUCGGAAUUUGUCAGCACACUGAAAGCCCUCUGGGCCCUGAAGGAUGUAGACCAGAUCCGGGAAUAUGUUCAGAAGACUCUUCCAACCCUGGAGGAUCCGCAGGCUGCACUUUUGGAUGUGCUUGAAGCAUUCAGUGCAUUUAAGGGGAAGGCAAACUCACUGGGGUAUAUGAUUGCCUGCAAAUUUAGUCAGUGGCUGAAGGAACACCCGGAGGCUCAGCAGACUGGCUUGAGGUUAGAGAAGUUUCAAACGCGUGUGUUUGCUCUAGUCACGGAGGGAACUCUGCUGGAUCUUCUGCUAGAUAUGUACCAGAUACACAGCGCCGAUAGAAACUUCUUACUGGGGCACGCAACACAUCUGCAUCACAUGGGCAAGUUUAAAGAGGCAGUGAUCUUAAGUACAAAAUUAGACCUACAGAUGGAUCUGGACUUGGAAGAAAUGUGUGCUCCUUUGUUGCUUACGGAGAGGUUCCCACUUGUGGAGGCAUACGUGGCCAAGUACCCAGAGCUGCAGACCCAGCUGGUGCAGUUGCUGGAUAGUUGGAGUGACCCUAAUUUUAAUCCUCGGGUUGUGGGCAGGCAAUAUAAGGGUCUUCCACCAAUCAAGGCAGACAAAAUGAACAUAAAGACAGUGUCCAAGUUGGCCUUCAAACUGUUGGAACAAUAUAAACUUGACCCAGGUCUCUGUGCAAAUUUAAUAAAUCAGCGUCAUCUGGGCACUUUGAAGUACCUCAUGUACAAGAGGUUUGUGGAAAAAUCGAUGACGCAUGAGAACUGGACAGAACAUGUGCAGAACACAGUGAAAGACAACCGCUGGCUGCAAGAACAGCUGAUCUCUUUGCUACUUCGUCACAGUGACUGUGAAACUGCAGGCCGGUGGGCUCUGAAAUUGAAUCUGCCUCAAGAGAACCUCCCAAGAAGAGUUACUGAAGCAUUGGAAGACCUGGGUAUCAAUGACAAUUCUGCUCUAUAUCACGGACUGUCGGAUACAGAGACCACGGUUGACGAUCCCCAGACCAGGAAGAAGCAUUUUUACCAGCUCCCCAUUCCCAGGGACAAGGUUCAUUUCCUGCAGAGCUCUGAAGAGCUGUCCCGCUGCCGAGAAAUAGUCAUGAAGGAUGGCCAGACGGUCGGAGUAGACAUGGAGUGGAGACCUUCCUUCGGAGAUCUGGGAAAGCCCAACGUGUCCUUGAUACAGGUGGCCGUAAAGGGGGAAGUCUUCCUGCUGGAUUUGCUGAACGGAGUCAUUACAGACAGCGACAAAAAGAAAAGCUGUAAAGAAGAACUGAUCAGCUUAAUCAAAGAACUAUUCUCAUCUCCUAAAGUUACAAAGCUGUGUUAUGGGAUGCUUGGAGAUCUACAGAGUCUGGAGGGCACUGACCCUGAGUUUAUAGGCCUGGAUAAGCAGCUGCACGGUGUACUGGACCUCCUAAUGGUUCAUAAACAGAUACAGCAUUAUCAGCACAGACCGAGGAACCACAGCAGCCCAGUGGAUGUCCUCGCAGGCAGCCAGGCAUCUGGUAACGGACACGAUGUGCAGCCAGCCGGCCUUAGCCUGUUGGUGAGAGAUGUGCUGGGGAAACCACUGGACAAGACUGAGCAGCUCUCAAACUGGGACAGGAGACCCCUCCGGGAACAGCAGAUCAUCUAUGCAGCUGCUGAUUCGUACUGUCUGCUGGAGGUGUAUGAGGAGCUGCAAAGUGACCCUUUACGAUAUGGGCUCCAUCAGGAUUUCCACAAGCUGCCACAAAAACCCGCUGUGCCGAGGCAUCAAACUGAAAAACAGAAGAUUGCAGCUGUACAAAAGCAGAAGCCCAAGACUUUGACUACCACACCCAACCCUAAUUCUAUGAGUCAACCACUAUCCCCGCGCCAGUUUAGUGUUGUGUGCGACAAUAUGCUCCAGGGACUCGGAAGAUACUUGCGCUGCCUGGGAGUGGACGUCCUCAUGUUGGAGAACGAUGACGACCAUAGGAGAGCAGCCGAGAUUGCCAGACGUGACGGAAGAGUCAUUCUCACAUGUGGCCUGCCCUAUGAGACGCUUCGUUCUCAAGUAGGGGAAGGAAAAUGUUUCCUUGUAGACUGCUCAGAAAAAGCUAAGGAGCAAGCCAUCAAGGUGCUGAAACAUUUUAAUGUCCGUGUCACCCUGGCCGAUGUCUUCAGUCGUUGUCAGGUAUGCAAUUGUAACAAGUAUCUGCACAUUUCCCGGGACAGAAUGCUGUCUUUACUAAAGCUCCACGGAUACCCCUGGGACACAAAAGAUGUAACAGAUCCUUACAAUGCAGCUCGUACCCCAACAUCUGCCAGCCAAUCAAAAACGCCAGUGGAAAUACAAAGCUUUGCAUGGGUAAAGGAGAUGGGAUUUUCUCUAGAAUCCCUCACAUUACCCAGCGGAGCCAAACUCCAACUAGAAUCCAUUCCACCUGGUCUUCUAGAGAAAAUUGACUUGUUUUUCUGCUGUAGCCAAUGUGGCAAGGUCUUCUGGGAAGGCUCCCAUUUUGGACGAGUUGUCGCCCAAUUUCAGGAAAUUCUCCAGAACACUGGAGAAUAUUUCUACCAGAUCAGUACCACAGAGAAAUCUCAUGACGAUUAAAUUUUGGGUUCCAUUGUCUGCUCUGCUCGAAGAAGAAACAUUAUUAGAGAUCAUUUUUUUUGUUUUCUUUUUUAAUGAAAGUGAAUGUCUUUUGUAUUUACAAUUUGCUGAUUUAUAUCUUGACAAACUAUUUAAGUGCAUGUUUACUUUAAAUUUUGUGAUGUUUUUCAAAUACUGUAAUAUGAAAUAUUUCUUUUAACUUCUGUGUUCAACUGUAAUGAUUUUAGACAAAUAUUUUACCUUUAAAGCUUAGAACCAUUUUAUUUAAUUGAAAAUCAAAAUCAGACUGCAAAGCUUGUAUAUUAUAAAAACAAAAAAUGAAAAUAAAAAACUAAGAGGGCUGAAUGAAUUUCAUGUUGCAAAGCUUUUUAAGGAUACAAAGUUAACUUUUCUGAAGAUAAUUGCUAUUUUUAUUUCAAAAUUUUCAAAUUAAUUUUAAAUAGAUAAAAAUUUAAAGGGACGUGGAAGACAGAAUGAAACGUUCGGGAUUCUUCAGAUAGAGUGCAUCAUUUUAGUAAGACCUUGCUCUUUUCUAUGUGAGCACUGACGCGUCUUGAGCGCCAAACGGCAGCAUUGCAUAUAACAAUGUUAUACAUGUAGUGUAUUAUUUGAAUUUUGACAUGUCAUCAAAAAUAGCCAUCGACUUGUUGGCAUCUUGGUUUUCUUGUCCGUGCAUGCGCAGCUCGUUGUCCUGUUUUAUCAGAUGUAUGUUAUCGUUCGUCCUGUGCGUUGUUGAUCAUUUGUCAAGUGCUUUUGACUUUGAAGGCAAUGUGUUAAUUUUGUUGUCGAUAUUUAUUAGAUAAUUUGUGGCUAGUUGAAUUGUGAUUGUGAAGUUGAUGCUGUCCAACGUUUUUUGGUGACUUUUCCGCUAACCGCUAUGAUUCGAUACAAUCUUAUUUUCUAAUACAGAAAUGGUGUUAUCAUUGGAAUUGUGUUUGCUCUGAUUUAAAGGGACGUGAAACCCAAUUUUUUUUCUUGUAUGAUUUAGAUAGAGCAUGCAAUUUUAAACAACUUUCCAAUUUACUUCUAUUAUCUAAUUUGCUUCAUUCUCUUGAUAUCCUUAGUGGAAAAGCAUAUUUAAAAAGCUGCCGAUUGGUGGUUGCACAUAGAUGCCUUGUGUGAUUGGCUCACUCAUGUGCAUUGCUAUUUCUUCAACAGAGGAUAGCUAAAGAAUUGGGCAAAUUAGAUAAUAGAAGUAAAUUGGAAUGUUCAAAAUUAUAUUCUCUAUUGGAAUCAUGACAGAAAUUUUUUGGGUUUCACGUCCCUUAAAAAAAUAAAAAAAAUAAAAUGGGAGCUGAUAGACAGGAUCAUGAACGCUAGAAUUGACACUGCACCCACAUUGUGCUCAAGAUGUGCACACUCUCGAACUUACCUUGUAUACUUUUAUCAAAAGAAGCUGACUUUCAACACCGUGUAGUACAGUGAUAGGGAACCUUGGCACUCCAGAUGCUUCAGAACUACAUUUCCCAUGAUGCUCGACUGGAGUUCAGAGUGCCUAAGCAUCUUGGGAUGUAAAUUUGACAAUAGAAGUAACAUUGAUUUUUUUUUAUAUAUUGUAUGCUUACUUUUGACUUCCCUUUAUAUUUUUCUUUCAUGAUUUAGGCAGAACAUACAAUUUUAAACAACUUUCCAGUUUAUUUCUAUUAUCAAAUUUGCUUCAUUCUCUUGGUAUCAUUUGUUGAAGGAGCAGCAAUGCACUGGUUUCUAACUGAACACAUGGGUGAGCCAAUGACCAUCGUUAUAUAUAUGCAGCCACCAAUCAGCAGCUAGAACCUAAGUUCUUUGCUGCUUCCGAGCUUACCUAGAUAAACUUUUUAGCUAAGGAUAACAAGAGAAGGAAGCAAAUUAAAUAGAAGUAAAUUGGAAAGUUGUUUAAAAUUGUUUGCUCUGUCUAAAUCAUAAAUGUCUAAUUAUGACUUUACUGUCUCUUUAAGUGAGAGAUACAUUUUUAUCAAUUUAUGUGUAUAGAAUGUGAUCUGUUUUUUCUCUCUUUAUUAUAUUUUUAGACGUUGUAACCAUACAAAACAAAUUUAAAGACAAUAAAACACAUUUUAAAAGAUAUACGUACGGCAAAUUUAAAGAUAUAAACAGUCUGUUUCAUUAUUGUUCUAAACAACAGCACUAAGCCUUAGGAAAUUAUUGCAAUAUGUAUUAUUCAUCAUUUUAAAAGGAUUUUACCUUUUAUUCACUGAGAAUUUGAAGUGCUCGUUUAGCAAGAAAACAGAAAAGUUUGCGGUUUCUUUUUAUACUUACUUUGAUUUAACUUUUUUGUUUUCCCCCUAAAGGAGCACUGUUUAAAUAUCCCUUUAAAACCAACCCAUACAAUUCAGCCUUCAACUGUCAGUGAAAUGGUAGAGAAAUAAAUGAAAACCGAUCUAAAAAGAACAUACGCUAUCACUUUUCCCCAUAUAGUAGAAAGAUUAUGACAAAUUGACAAGAGAAUGUCUUUGGGCGUCCCCAUAUGGUAAGCAUUUGACGAAACAAAAUGAUUGAUUGUUUUUAAGGUAAUUAAAGUCCUCCAAUGACACAUAAUAUUGUGUCCUCUCUAUUCAUUGUUGCACAUAGUAGGGGAAUUGAAAGGUUUCCAUUGGUAUAAGAGAUCUGUGGCAACUGAUAAGAAUACAAAAUACUGCUUUUUAUCAUUUCUCAAAUCUCUACAUUUCACGUUUUUGCACACCCUGAGCGCACUUGCUUUUUUAUUAUUAAAAAAAGGGGAUACAAAAAAAGAAAAAAAGCAAUGUACAAUUUUUAUUCUAUGAUGCUAUUUAUCUAGUUUAACAAAGGUUUCUCGCUAAGGCUUAAGACUUAGUCUAAAAAAUUUGCGAGCCUAGACGUGGUUUUCCACGCCGACACUCGCAGGGGCAGCCUUCAUGGAAUUCUAUUUUUUUAAAAAGAGAGCUCUCUGCUAUGUAAAAUUUUGCAAUGGCGGACGAAAAUACACAGAGAGAACCCGGCGUACGUUUAAACUUUAAUAUUACGCCUAAUAGAAAUCAAAUUACGCUGUUUUUAGUGCACAGUACCUUAAAAUUGCUGUUAUUUUUGUAUGCAUAGCUUUUCCAUUCAGAGUAAUUAGUGUUUUGAGUAUUUUGAUUAAAGCUUCCCAAGUUUUAAUUUGCAAGAAAAAAACAAUGAGAUCUGUAGGGGGAAAAUGUUUACAGAAUUACGCUAGGAUUUGAGACAAUUUCAUAUACGUCCAUGGAACGUCCAUUUUACGAAAAGGCAAUUAUUACGGUUUGUAUUUUGUACUAAAGUACGAAUUUCCAUAUGUUUUUUGCGCAUCCAGUGUACUUAAAUUACUAUUUUCUUUGUGCAUAUUUAGUACAAUUUAUUUCUGUGUAAUUUACAUACAAAUUGUAUGUUUUUGGUGAGCAAUCUUAUUACGAUUGUUGAUGGACCUUAACAAUAAAAAAAUAAAUCUG
This is a messenger RNA of Bombina bombina (fire-bellied toad), 6148 nucleotides long. It is a transcript of the gene EXD3, whose product is annotated as exonuclease 3'-5' domain containing 3. The record is from RefSeq and is a predicted model, not a curated record. The transcript has 21 exons. Gene Ontology annotation, biological process: nucleobase-containing compound metabolic process. Gene Ontology annotation, molecular function: nucleic acid binding; 3'-5' exonuclease activity. Lineage: Eukaryota; Metazoa; Chordata; Amphibia; Anura; Bombinatoridae. Bases 99 to 2729 code for a protein of 876 amino acids.